Messenger RNA from Myxocyprinus asiaticus (Chinese sucker), 3261 nucleotides. RefSeq lists its product as uncharacterized. Gene Ontology annotation, biological process: positive regulation of T cell proliferation; T cell costimulation; immune response. NCBI's taxonomy places the organism in Eukaryota, Metazoa, Chordata, Actinopteri, Cypriniformes, Catostomidae. Bases 362 to 1357 code for a protein of 331 amino acids. The record is from RefSeq and is a predicted model, not a curated record. The transcript is spliced from 6 exons. Gene Ontology annotation, cellular component: external side of plasma membrane.
CGCAUCCUUCCAAACGAGACAUAGCUAUAGUGUCUCUGCUCUGGUCUGCUGGAUAACCACUGAAACCCGCUUCGUGAGACAGGCCUCUCUACCCGAAGCUCGCAUCACACCUAUUUGUUUGCACAAGUCUAAAGGAUUCAAAUGAGAAGGUUUAGAUAACUUUUACGUUCUUUUUGGAUGAAUCAACAAAGCCGUUCAUUUCUGGGAACUUUUGACGGUCAGUAUUCUGCGACUUCAAACGGACAUUCACAACUGGGGAAAAUAUGUAUUCUUUUGCCGUGGGGCUGUAGAUGGGGGAGCACAACUGCUGGAAAACGGUGCAUGGAACUGUCAUUUUGCAUGAAGGCGAAAAUGCAUCGCCAUGAAUUGUGCUCUUGUAACACUUUUAUUUUGCUUAAACAUAAAAGGCACAUUCUCCAAGAGUAUUGUUUCUUCGACAUUAGACCAGCAAGUGGUUUUCUCCUGUAAUACCAGCAGCUGUGAGAAUGCUGAAUGGAGAAAAACCUUCAUCACAGAGGCAACUAUUGGCAAGUGCCAUAAACAGAGAUGCACUAUUGAAGAAGGUUUUCAAGAAAAAUUUACAUUCACAGACAACAAAGAAGGCUUGCUUCUCAUCUCAGCAAAAUACAGUGACCUGGGGACCUAUGAGUGCAUCUGUGAUGGGACUAAACAUUUUGUUAAAUUGGACAUUUUGCCUGCUCUAAACAUUACAGCAGCCGAGUUGGAAAUCAUCACCCUUUGGUGUUAUGCGAAUGAUGCAAAGGAUGUGACAUGGCUGCGUGAUGAUGAAAGAGUUCUGCAUUUCACAAUCAAUGGAUUUACAGUCCAUGGCAAAGGCUUUGAAAGUAGAGUAUCACUGAAAGAUGGCUGCUUCAAAAAUGGCGACCUCUCUUUGACUAUGACUGGCAUUCGCAAGACAGAUGCCGGACUUUACCGCUGCUUUGUCAAUGAUGAAACUACUAAAGGAUAUCCACACACCUAUAUGUUAUAUGUGAAUGAGAAACAGUCUAGUCCAGAAGGAAACCAUACAGAGUGCAACUCCAAUGCGGAAGAAGCUCUGAUCAUUUCUCUUCGGGUCAUCAAAUGUCUUGUUUUCAUAAUCUUAGUUCUUUUAGCUGUUUUAACCGCUAUGUUAUAUUUUAUUAUCAAAAAACAAAACAAAGGUGAAAUUCAACCAGCAUCAACUACAACCACUCAGACUGCACAGGAGAGUGUGAAUGAAAGUGACAAUCUGCUGGCAUGUGAUACCACCACAUCACCACCCACAGAUGACAGUCAGUCAACACCAACAGUCAUUAUACCCACUCAAGAGAGUGGCACUGAAUACAAUAAGCCUUCCAAUACCAAACCUUUUUAAUCUCACAGAAUGAGGCCUGUAGAAGUAUGGGGCAAUCUUAGUCCUGUCUCUAAAUGUUGCUAACUGCACUGCCAUAAUGAUUUUUGUUCUAUAGGAGAGAAUGUAAGUCUUUGGUGAGAAAUAAGGAAACUUUGAAAACUAGAAAUGUCUGUCUUUUCCUCUCUCCAAUGUGAAAACUCACAUUUUUCCUUUAAAUGUAUAUUUAUUGAAUGUUUUGGAAGAAAAACUGUAUUUAUUGUUCACAACAUUUUCUUUUUAUUGUUUACAGCAGUGAUUCUCAACUGGUCUUGCUUAAAGGGAUAGUUCACCCAAAAAUGCAAAUUCUCUCAUCACCCUCAUGCCAUCCCAGAUGUGCAUGACUUUCUUCUGCAGAAAACAAAUUAUGAUUUUUAGAAGAAUAUUUCAGCUCUGUGGGUCCAUACAAUGCAAUUGAAUGGUGACCAGAACUUUGAAUCACCAAAAAGCACAUAAAGUAGCAUAAAAGUAAUCCAUAUGACUCCAGUGGUUUAAUCCAUGUCUUUAGAAAUAAUAUGAUAGGUGUGGGUGAGAACAGACCAAAAUAUUACUUCUUUUUCACUGUAUAUCUUGCCAUCGCAGUCUCUUGGCACGAUCAUGAUUUCAAGCUCAAUUACACUUUCUAGUGCAUUAGAUGGCACUAGGAAGUUUGAUCAAGCUUGAAAUCAUGAUCACCAAUGAGACUGCUGAUGUCAGUAUUAUAGAUCAGUGGUCAUGACCGACCAGUUGUGAACCACUGCUUUACAUUGUAUGGAAGAAUAGUGCCUCUGUUUUAAAACCAUGAAGAGACUGCCAAAAGAGACAUUUUUAUGUUUGACAGCCACAAAGACAAUAUCAGAUUUCUCUUCUGAACCGCAGGUUUUAUAGCACUGAAAUUGCACAUCACUGUCUAUUUGAGCGAUGAGUGAUACAUAGGCCUAUCCUCCAGCUAGUUUGUUCAGAUCAUCUGUGCAACAAGCCGGUUGCAUCUUAAACGUGUAUAAAAAGUGUGGAGUCAGCCUUUAGUCAUUGUGACACCAAGCAUUAACACUCUCCCAGACAACCUUUGAGCAGUUGACUCAUUCAUGGGCUUUUCACACUUGAAAUUGUUAACCCAGUGACUUUUUAUUUUAUUUUUUUAGCCCCUUUUCUCCCAAUUUGGAAUGCCCAAUUCCCACUUCUUAGUAGAUCCUCAUGGUGGUGCGGUUACUCACCUCAAUCCGGGUGGCAGAGGACAAGUCUCAGUUGCCUCCGCUUCUGAGACAGUCAAUCUGUGCAUUUUAUCACGUGGCUCGUUGUGCAUGACACCGCAGAGACUCACAGCAUGUGGAGGCUCAUGCUUCUCUCCACGAUCCACGCACAACUUACCACGCGCCCCAAUGAGAGCGAGAACCACUAAUCGUGACCACGAGGAGGUUACCCCAUGUGACUCUACCCUCCCUAGCAACCGGGCCAAUUUGGUUGCUUAGAAGACCUGGCUGGAGUUACUCAGCACACCCUGGAUUCAAACUCACGACUCCAGGGGUGGUAGUCAGCAUCAAUACUCGCUGAGCUACCCAGGCCCCCAACCCAGUGACAUUUUAAACCCUGGGUUUAAAUUAGCUAUAACCUGGGGUUAACUGUAGUCUGAAACCCUUUAAAAGGCUUACUUUACUUUGUUUACUAUGGCCUCUUCACAAUCUGCUUAUAUUUUGUUUCUCUUUGAAACAUUUUGUUUCAUUUUUUUUGGUUAAUGUUGAAGCCAUAUUUAGGUUAUGUAUCUUGUAUGUUUGAUGUAUUUCUGGGCUUACACAACUAGGGGGCAGUACAUGCAUGAGGAGGAAGUAGGACGCUUGAUUGACAGUGUCACAUGAAUCUUAUAUUGUAUAUAUUUUUGGCUACUUCAAUAAAUGGGAUAACCACCCAAAAUA